This is a messenger RNA of Limanda limanda (common dab), 990 nucleotides long. RefSeq lists its product as uncharacterized. The record is from RefSeq and is a predicted model, not a curated record. Lineage: Eukaryota; Metazoa; Chordata; Actinopteri; Pleuronectiformes; Pleuronectidae. The transcript is spliced from 3 exons. Gene Ontology annotation, molecular function: protein binding. Bases 1 to 990 code for a protein of 329 amino acids.
AUGGCUCUCUCCUGCUGUGCCGUGGUGGUGCUACUGUGUGUUUUUCACUCUGCUUCGGCCACUGUUAUCGCCGACACGGACUAUGGAGGGGUUCCUCUGUGGAUUGACCGCAUGCUGGGUGAGCCCAGUGUGCUGAGCCUGCAGGGGCGGAUGAACCCAGCCUGGUUCCGAGCUAACAACCCGCAGACCUGCCCUCAACACUGUGACUGCCCCAUCCAGUGGCCCACAGCGCUCUACUGUGACCAUAGAGGCCAGGCAGACAUACCUGACGGCCUGCCAGACACAACUCAGUACCUUUUUCUACAGCACAACAACAUCUCGUCCCUGUCCUCCUCUGUACUGGUCAACAUUACCGAGCUCCGCUGGCUCAUCCUGGACCACAACCAGCUGACGAGUGAGACGCUGGACCGGGCCUCUCUGCAGAACCAGACCCAGCUGUGCUACUUUUUUGCCAACAACAACCACUUGACUUCAGUGCCCGACGUGCUACCAGCAGGGCUCAGGCAGCUGCGGCUGGCUCACAACCAAAUCAGCAGCAUCAGGCCGGGAGCUUUCCAGAAGCUGCACAACCUGACGCUGCUGCUGCUGCAGGGAAACAGACUGCAAACCAUCACAGAGGGAGACCUCAGAGGUCUGAUCAGUCUGAAUCUGUUACACCUCGGUGGAAAUUUGAUCUCGUCCGUCCCCCGACAUUUACCUUCGUCCAUCCAGCAGCUCUAUCUGUCCAAUAACUCUUUAUCUGGGCUGGACAACGGCAGUUUCAACGGGCUCCAAAAGCUUAAGUACCUGCGUUUAAGUCUCUGUGGUUUGCAGAGUGGCGGUGUCCACCCGUGGGCGUUCAACCUCUCCAGCUUGGUGGAAUUGGACCUUUCUUAUAACAAACUCACAACCAUUCCUACAGUUCCCAGCAGCCUGCAGUACCUCUACUUGGAGGCCAAUGAAAUAAAAGGUGAGGUGCACACAGAGCUGCAAUCUCCGUUCACACUUUAA